CCUGUGCAUCAGCCUUUUAGACCGACAACAUGAGCUUCACUUUCAAGUCAGCGUUCGAGACCAUCUCCAGCUUCAGCAUCCCUUAUGUGAGCCGUAUCUCUGGAGGACUAAAAGCUGGGAAAGCCAUCUUCAUUCAGGGAUCUGUUCCGUCUGGAUGUGAGAGCUUUGUGGUGAAUCUGAAGUGUGGAGAGUCUGAAGGAGAUGACAUCGCCUUUCAAAUCAAGCCCCAGUUCAGCAGCGACCGCAUGGUGCUGAACAGCCGCCAACAUGGGUCAUGGGGAAAAGAGGAGAAACUGGAAUUACCUUUAAAGCAGGCCAGCGGCUUUGAUCUGAUCAUUGCCGUGAAUUCUGAAAAUUAUCAGGUGUAUUUGAAUGGAAGUGAAGUUGGCCGAUUCCAGCAUCGUAUAUCUCUGGAUCGAGUCAUCGCUCUGAGCGUUGGAGGAGAGGUUUCUGUGACAAACGUGGCUUUCACCGAGAGCUGGGCUGGAUCUUCUGUCUUUGGGCAGAGCGCAAGUAUGCUCCACUCGCAGAAUGGGACGAUCACUUUUGGAGAACAUUCAUCUGUGCUAGAUGGAAGCUCAGCUAUUCAAACACAGAUGGGACUUUCAUUGAGCAACCCGGUUCAAAAUCCUAACCUUCCUUAUCUGGCCCCAAUUUCAGGAGGACUGAGAGAAGGCAUGGCCUUGUACUUGCAGGGAGUUGUUCCUGCUAAUGCUGACCGAUUUGAACUAAAUUUCAAGACUGGGCCAUCUGACAAUGAUGACAUUGCUUUCCACUUCAACCCUCGAAUGGACCGGAAGGUGGUCAUGAACAGCUUCAGGAACGGAGGAUGGGAGGCUAAGGAAAGUAUCUCUGACAACCCCUUUAAAAAGGGAGAAGCUUUUGAGAUGUUCACUGUCAUCAAAUCUGAAGGAUAUAAGGUUUAUGCGAAUGGUAAAGAGCUGUACACAUUCAAGCAUCGUAUACCGCUGGAAAAAGUGUCAACGUUAAAUAUCAGUGGAGAUGUUGCUGUGACCCUUUCUGGUUUCAUACAAAACUGGAGAGCAAUCAAUAAAUUAAUCAAUAUCUCACCAGAGGAUGACUAA
Molecule: messenger RNA, 1085 nt
Organism: Sinocyclocheilus rhinocerous
Lineage: Eukaryota; Metazoa; Chordata; Actinopteri; Cypriniformes; Cyprinidae
Product: galectin-4-like
Exons: 9
Coding region: 30-1085 (351 amino acids)
Molecular function (GO): carbohydrate binding
Source: RefSeq, a predicted model, not a curated record